AUGAACCUAAUAACUGGUUUCUUGAACCAGUUCAAUCAAGUUAUGUCUCAAUUAUCAUCGAUGACUACAUAUCUAGAUACAAGCUUAAAUGGAUCUUACACUCAUAAUAUUUUUAUAUCUCGAAGAAGCUACAUUGCUUCACAAUAG
Messenger RNA from Debaryomyces hansenii CBS767, 147 nucleotides. RefSeq names its product DEHA2B07832p. The coding region runs from base 1 to 147 and encodes 48 amino acids. The record is from RefSeq and is a predicted model, not a curated record. NCBI's taxonomy places the organism in Eukaryota, Fungi, Ascomycota, Pichiomycetes, Serinales, Debaryomycetaceae. The transcript has a single exon.